This is a messenger RNA of Xenia sp. Carnegie-2017, 2171 nucleotides long. Its product is annotated as ETS homologous factor-like. Gene Ontology annotation, cellular component: nucleus. The record is from RefSeq and is a predicted model, not a curated record. Gene Ontology annotation, biological process: regulation of transcription by RNA polymerase II; cell differentiation. Lineage: Eukaryota; Metazoa; Cnidaria; Anthozoa; Malacalcyonacea; Xeniidae. Gene Ontology annotation, molecular function: sequence-specific DNA binding; DNA-binding transcription factor activity, RNA polymerase II-specific.
CGCAAAGGUUAACGAUGACGUACUUCACAAAACUUUCACCAGUUGUUUUCGCGUUCAGACAAUUUAUUUGGCAACGUACAAGCGAGGAGUUCGCGACUUAAACAAUACACUAAGCACGAUCAGCAGUUUUGAAAGUCUCAGCUAAAGUAUAUUUCGCACGAAGUUAUUCCAGAAUUACAAGAAAACAUGAAUAGGAGAGGCACCGCCAAUUUUACGACUACAGAACCACAGGAAGUUCCACGUAUCUUGCACAACGAUAUGAUGAACUUAGCAGAUAUCUUGAAGAUGAGCAUGGUGGGAGGAGACUUCGCCCAAUAUGACUAUUUUACUCAGCAAAAUCUUGUCGGCCAGACUUAUCAGGAGCUAAUGAAGACACAGCAAGCCGACGAUUAUUGCCGUAACACGUCCCGGCAUUCACCUAUGGUUCCUGACACUGAUUAUCCUCCAUUCCUCCUCGACUGUCAAUUGGACAAUAGUAUUUACGAAGUGGAGUCCAAACAGCCCAAUGCUUUCAACAAAAAUGCGCAAGAAUUCAUCUAUAGAAACCAGCAGGUCCCGAUCUCUUCCCAAAACGGAUACAGCGUUCCAAGUCCAAUAAACUUUCCGAGACCAUCCGAAGUUCGUCCGAAGGUAUCCCGGCCACGUUUAUGUCAUUUUUUGGUCGAGCUUUUGGCAAAUCCUUCCAAAUAUUCGAAAAUUAUUGAGUGGGUGGAUCAGAAUAAUGGUGUAUUUAAAUUCCUUGAUUCCGCUGAAGUUGCAUAGUGGGGCCGAAGACGGAACAAACCCCACAUGAAAUACGAAAAUUUUGCACGUUCUCUAAGAACAUACAUUGCCAAAGGCAUUUUGACCAAGCCUCGGAGCAAAUUGGUUUAUCGUUUCACGAGCAAGGUCGUGUAAACACUUAGGUGCUCGCUGGUCGGACGCCACAAAAUAUUUCUUUAUCGUUCAUGUAACGUGGAAGGAGUCUUUCUUGUAUUCCACGAGGUUCUUAUGCCAUCAACAUUUCUUAAAACUAUUGUAUUUAAAACGGAAGUCGCAGUUGCACGCAAUGCCAGCGCAUGCUUUCAUUUAUUUAUGUGAUUUAUAUACAAAAUGGGUUAUAACCACAGAUCUGAAAAUAGACUUGAUAACGUACUUCCCUAUUUCUGUGAAGCCAUAGCCGCCAUAUUGGAAGGUCCCACUUCAUAGUCAUAUUUCUACAAAAUAUGCUAUGUUUAUACAUGGCUUUAAGUUCCAAAAAUAACAAAAAUACGUCGUCAUAAAAGCUCUGUCGUAUGUUAAAGUUGGGUUUCACUACUCGAGUGGGACCUAGUAAUCGGGUGAUAACAAUGUGGUCAUCCGAUUACUUUGGCUUGCGGUAUCUAGUUUAUUAUACAUAUCUAUGGUUAUAACAAAAGCUUGAUAAAGAUAGGGUGUGAAAACUCCAUGCUUAUUGUGCUAAUAGUAUCAUUCAAGUACAAUGCAAAGCUGACUUUAACACAAACGACUUUUACUUCUCAGUAUUACGACUGAUUUGCAUUUUCUUUGAGGGCAGAAUCUUGCGAUCACAUUGCAUUUUGGGAUUGCUAAGAGGAAUUAGAAUACUUUUCAUAACGAUCAUCCUCUUUUUAUAUCUUUUGCAAUGUCGUAAAAAUUCAUCCUUAGAAUUUUCGUGAAGAUCGGGAAGCCAUCAUCACUGGACAGUAUUCUGCUAGAAUUGUAUCUUCGCUUUACCAUUAUUUUGUAUGAAGUUACAGAAGUUUGCUACCCAGUGAUUUGCCGAUUUUGAUGGGCUAAAAAAAUUUAAUUCAUAGGGGUUGGGGGGAGGUUCCGGCCUUUAUAAAUAAAAAUUGCCCAACUCGAAGCAAUUCCAAAUGUAUUCAUAAAUCAAAUUUUUAUUACUCUGUUCAAGCAGUAGAAAUUUUUAUAAAUUUUACCAGAAGCAUAUGAUUUUCUCUAGAUAGGCUUCAUAACAGAUAAUUUGUCGCUAAUAAAGCGACAAAAACAUUACGUAAAUGUCUUCCGUUUAGGUUAUUAAUUUUUAAUUUAUAUAUUGAUAUUUUUAUGGAGAGGUCCAGUGAUUGGAUCAUAACUUAUUGUAUUUUUUCAGUUUUACUCGGUGAUCUGUUGAUCAGUUACAUCUGAGCAGGACAUUGUAGUUCGAACAUUUUCAAUAAACCAUUACACACCUC